Branchiostoma belcheri (Belcher's lancelet) is the source of this 1913-nucleotide messenger RNA. Its product is annotated as PR domain zinc finger protein 13-like. The transcript is spliced from 3 exons. Lineage: Eukaryota; Metazoa; Chordata; Leptocardii; Amphioxiformes; Branchiostomatidae. The record is from RefSeq and is a predicted model, not a curated record. Bases 257 to 1705 code for a protein of 482 amino acids. Gene Ontology annotation, cellular component: nucleus.
AACAACACCUGUGCAGGUAUAUAUACCACACCUGGUGUACAGGUACGCCCGUGCGUUCCCCUCCUUCUGACGUGUUUGUUUUGACCGGUUGCCUCUGUUGAAAUUUGCAGGUGACCGCUCGUGGAGUGAGCACUGAAUCAACACCGCACUUGGCUACACCUGCCGUGCGUAUACACACCUGAGGACCACACCUGCCGUGCGUAUACACACCUGUGGGAGAUACCUGCCGUGCGUAUACACACCUGAGGGCGACGCCAUGUCAACUCCCGAGCCCGACACCAGCGUACCGGGACGCAGGAGUUCCCCCGGCGGGAGGCAGGAGGGAAAAUCCCCGAGGACGGAGACCAGCGACCCGGUACGAGGCCACACGGCGCGGAAGGACACUAGCGGGCCGGUACGGGCCCAUAGCGGGCAUGUGCGGGCUCACACGCCGCCGAGGGACGGCAGCGACCCGAUACGAGCUUACACGGCUCACAAGGACACUAGCGAUCCGAUACGAGCCCAUAGCGGGCCGAUACGGGCCCAAACGCCGGGAAAGGACGGCAGUGGUCCGAAACGAGCCCACACUCCGCUACGGAAGGACACUAGCGGGCUGGUCCAAGCCCACACACCGCGGAAGGAGGCUGCCAUCCCCGUACGGGCCCAGACGCUAUCCCCGCCGAGAGACCCCAGCGGGCCGGCCCGCACCCACACGCCGCCGUCCCCGCCCGUGAUCACGCCGGUCGCCCCUCCGUUCUCCACCCCCGGCUACCCGUUCCCGCUGUUCCCCGGCUGCCGUCCCGACGGCCUGCUCCAGCCCGCCCCGAUCCUCCCCGCUCAGCCACCGCACGGCGCAGCCUUCCUCCUCGGCAGGGAGAAGGCCUUCGCCCCGCUGCCGGCCGGCGGGCGCUCCGCUAGCCACUUCGACGCCGCCUUCCCUCGCUACGGGCUGUUCGAGCGCUGCCUGUGCCCGUCACUAGCACAAACCCCACAGGACUGGCUACUCAAGCCCGGCGCCGACUCAGCCCGACAGUACUACUACGGACUUCUGGAAAAGGACCGUUUCAUGAGCGGGCUGAAGCCACCGGGCGGCUCGGCGUACCCCGGCGGGCUGCUGAGCACCCCCGUCCCGUCCAUCUCUCCGUACCGCCCCGCUCUGCCCUCCUUCUUCCUCGGCAAGGACGCCUUCAACACGACCCACGCCGCGCCGUACCCAUUCAGGUACCCGACACUCGUCGAAGACGCCCUGCGGAAGCCCGCCGGCGCCCUGAUCGACGAGAGCCCGACGUCCUCCUCCAUCCAGCUCACCCUGAAGACGGCGUCCAACAAGACGCGUAAAGGCCACCUGUGCAUCUAUUGCGGGAAGCUGUACUCCCGCAAGUACGGCCUAAAGAUCCAUCUGCGGACUCACACAGGCUACAAGCCGCUCAAGUGCAAGGUCUGUCUGCGGCCUUUCGGGGAUCCGAGUAACCUCAACAAGCACAUCCGUCUGCACGCGGAGGGCGAGACGCCGUACCGCUGUCCGCACUGUGGCAAGGUGCUAGUGCGCAGGCGCGACCUGGAGCGUCACGUGAAGUCCCGACAUCCCGACGCCGCCGCCGAACACCCGAAGAAACCCGAGGACGGACCCGAGCGGCCCCGACUCCGCCCGACGGCCACUUCGGACGGCGCGAGCGACGCCGACGCCAUUAGCGACCACGACGACGCUGACGUCAGCGAUAACUGAGAGUGACGCAACUUCCGGCCAGCGAGCACUGAGAGUGACGUAACUUCCGGCCAUGCAGCGAACACUGAAAGUGACGCAACUUCCGGCCAGCGAACACUGAAAGUGAUUCAACUUCCGGUGGAGAUUUGAAAACGCGAUUUACAAACUUUCUUCUGUAUUUAAAGUUAAAACUUUAGAUCCGACACAAAAAGUUCUCUUACCUAGAACU